This is a messenger RNA of Oreochromis aureus, 2731 nucleotides long. RefSeq names its product v-myb avian myeloblastosis viral oncogene homolog-like 2a (gene mybl2a). NCBI's taxonomy places the organism in Eukaryota, Metazoa, Chordata, Actinopteri, Cichliformes, Cichlidae. The coding region runs from base 741 to 2714 and encodes 657 amino acids. Gene Ontology annotation, biological process: regulation of DNA-templated transcription. The transcript is spliced from 11 exons. Gene Ontology annotation, cellular component: nucleus. The record is from RefSeq and is a predicted model, not a curated record. Gene Ontology annotation, molecular function: RNA polymerase II cis-regulatory region sequence-specific DNA binding; DNA-binding transcription factor activity, RNA polymerase II-specific.
AAACAAAACAAUUAUUCCCAUAAAUAGGGGACUUAAACUCUUGCCAUAGACAGGGUAUUUACAUGGAUCUUAAAAUGAAAUUAAUUUAAUAAUGGAUGAAGUUAAUCUCUUAUUAUUUUGACACUAUCUUUUGAUAACAAUGUGCGUUAUAUACAUUUACAUAAAUGGCAAUGGUAAUCAUCAAAACGUUAUUAUAACUUUAAAAGGAGGCUUCCUUAUCUUAAAAUGUCAAUUUUUAGCAAGCACAAGUAGUAUUUGCCAUUUUAAAGACAUUACAGGCAGAACUUUAUUGAAACAGCUGCAUAACAAUUAGCCUACCAAGUGUUAGUGCCCCACUAAUGCUUUUAUGGGGAAGUUAAUACGUUAGAAUAUAUUCAGUGGUACAUUAAUGUUUUGACGUGGGCUUUUUAUUUUCUUAAAGUCUCUUUACAAAUGCUAAAGGUGAAGUCAUGCAUGCAGAGUAACCUGCCUGUUUUUGUAGCAGCCGUUAGCAGCAGCUCACAUGGGUCGUUUCCGGGAAACGUGUGUAGCAGCUCUGCAGCAGUGGUGCUCUUGAACAGACCUCUAGUAUUUCGUCCCGGCUAAAUUUCAACUGAUAAAACGCCAGCAGCUCCCUGUUAUUGUCUCUAGAUAACCAAUACAAACCGCAUUAAGCAUAUAUUAGAUGGAAACAAUGAUUUAUUGUGGUUGCUAAUUUCGGGUCUUCAUCGGGACCGGGGGACUGAAGGGACAGAGGAGUUAUGUCGCGCGGCAUGGACGAUGAGGGAGAUGAUAAUCUAUGCUUUGACACUGACUCAGAUUUAGUAGAAAAUAAGGACGGUACCAGGUGUCAAGUCAAAUGGACUCAGGAAGAGGAUGAAAAUCUCAAAAUUCUGGUCUGCAACAUUGGAAAAAAAGAUUGGAAAACUAUUGCUAGUGUUUUACCAGGGCGAACAGAAUACCAGUGUAUGCACCGCUGGCGAAAACAUCUGGAUCCUGACUUAAUUAAAGGCUUCUGGUCCAAAGAGGAAGAUGAAAAGAUAGUAGAGCUUGUGGCCAAGUAUGGCACCAAGCACUGGACUCUAAUUUCAAAGCAUCUAAAGGGUCGAUUGGGGAAGCAGUGCCGUGAUCGCUGGCACAAUCACCUCGACCCAAUGAUCAAUAAGAGCUGCUGGACUGAUGAAGAGGAUCUCGUCAUCUAUAAAGCCCACUCCAUUUUGGGAAACCGGUGGGCUGAGAUUUCCAGGCUGCUCCCAGGAAGGUCUGACAAUUCUGUGAAGAAUCAUUGGAAUUCGACCAUCAAACGUAAAGCAGAGCUGGGCUUCUUUAGAGAUGCUGCUCAAAGCAUUUCCAUUGAUAUUCAGCAAUUUGUGGAUGGAGAGGUGGAUUUCAAAUAUGACGUUGUUUUAGAUGCCGAACCAGUAACUCCUGAAGUGCUUAGGCCUGAGAAGUCACUGCAGGACAAGGAGCACCAUAAAGCCAAGCAGAAGACUGCUGCUCCACCUCCACAGAUGUCUACAUCAAAGAGAGAGUCUUCCUCCCCCAGUAAUUCUUUGCUCCCCAGCUCAAAAUCCAGUCCCAGCUCUGGCACCGCACCACCAGCCGUGCAGGUGGACCAGAAAAAGUUUGCUGAUGCAGCACUAAGGAUGAUUGCUGAGGACAUGCUGCCCCUCAGCUUUGUUGAAGGGGCUGGCUUCAGGUCUUUCAUGAGUACGAUCAGCCCUGAGUACAACAAGCUAUCCCAGCGCACAGUGGCCCUGCAGCUUUAUGAUGAGGUGGAACGAGCCAUCAAGCCUCAGCUCAUCCGUGAUCUUAAAUCCUGCCUUGCCACAAUGAAAGAUGGGGAAAGUGCCAUUCAUGUCACCGUUGAUCUCUGGGCAGGGGCUCAAACCCUGCCAGUAGAGGAUCCCAUUGUUGUUGUGCAGCUUCACUUUAUCAGUGAUUCCUGGCAGCUCCGCCGUCCUAUUGUGGCCUUCCGUCAUGUCAGCCACAAAAACCUCAGCAUUUGUGUGUCCAGGGAGCUCGAAGGUGUGCUGCUGAGCUAUGGGAUCUUUCCUCGCAGCAUUGGCUACGUCCUUGCCAACCAGGCCAAAGAAGCCCUAGCUACAAACAACUUGUUCUGCGACUACAAGAUUAUGUGCACGUCCAAUAGAGGAGAACCGGAUGGAGAUGAAGUGCUGGCAUUUCUGUCAGACCAAAUGUCUGAAGCUGAGUCCCCUUUUUCCAAGCUGCAGAUAGGGACAAGGACUACAUGUGCUGCCAGGACACUGCAGAUAGUGAUUAGGGAUGCCUUAAAAAAUUCAAGGGUAGUAGAGAACCUGCUCUCACAGGUCCACAAUGUGGUGGCUUUCUUCAAGAGCAGCCCCUACUGGAGCGAGGUUUUGCUGAAGGAGUACAAUGUGUCUUUGUGCCCUUCCUCUAGCAACUGUCGGUGGAACUCCAUGAUGCUAUCAUUACGGCGAAUGGUCCAGGAGUCUGUCUGGAGCUCCAUCAUGACUCUCCUGGCCCAGGCACGCAUAGAGGCUAGUGACACAGCCAGCGCUCCACCGCUGGUCAUGGUUAAGAGGGAACAAGUGAUUGACAUUCUAGGUCUUCUUGAGCCCUUUGAGGAGGCUUUGCAGGUCCUGCAGGGAAAUGGUGUGACUAUGUCUUUCAUCAUACCGUCCCUCAUUGGACUUGAUAAAACCUUGGAGAAUUGUGUCACCAACUACACCCACUUCUGCAAGGCCCCCUGACAGGCCUCUACACACAC